AUGGUGCCCUGCCAAUCCAACCUGACACCAAACUGGAACUUUAAUCAACAUUCGCAUGCGCAAGAUGCAAAAGUAAUCGCUGAUUUGCCAACGCCGAUGACAACAUACACGGCGUACAUGCCGGCUCUGAACCGGGCGGGAUGGUACAAAUUCUUCUUUCUUGAGAUGAUGCACGCGCCAGAAGAUAUCGGUGAUUUGAUGGCACUGUGCGCAGACACGUAUAAGCCGGGGGUGCUGAACCACCCCGACCUCAACAAGCGGGACAAAACAGAAAUGCCAGCACUGCAGGCCAGAGCUGCAGAAAUCCAGACAUUUGCAAUCGGGCGCGUGUGUGAGGAGACGAAGGCUGCGAUGGCAGUCGACCCCGAUGUUCUUCCGGCGCACACGCACUCUACCGCACCUACCUCGGGACCCACGCAGACUGGGGCAGGUAUGACGCCACAGGACAUGACGGUGAGCAUGCACAAGAUGCAGGCAGAGCGGCAGUUGAAUGACAUGGCAGCCUGGAAAUGGUAG
This is a messenger RNA of Alternaria viburni, 516 nucleotides long. RefSeq lists its product as uncharacterized. NCBI's taxonomy places the organism in Eukaryota, Fungi, Ascomycota, Dothideomycetes, Pleosporales, Pleosporaceae. The record is from RefSeq and is a predicted model, not a curated record. The coding region runs from base 1 to 516 and encodes 171 amino acids. The transcript has a single exon.